AUGUUCUUAUUCUUGUUAAUUAUACUUUCGGCUGCAAAAUACAAAGUUUAUAAUGUGUCUCUUGAUAAUCCAACUAUUAACACUAACGAACUUUAUCAGAGAGAUAAAUGCACCACUUGUUGCAGAAUUUUAAUUGCAUCUUCAUGGAACUAUGAUCAUAAUAAAUUGUUCACUAACGAAGAUUAUAAAAACAACAAUGGACGAAUUUUUGUUAUGGACAUGGAAUUUGACUAUAUUGAUGAAAUCAGAGAACCAACCGUUUUUUAUGAACAAGCGAUACAUUUGAGACCAUUUAUUAAAAACAGAGAUUUUCAAUUUUUUGAAUUUGCACCUUAUAAAAUGUUUAUUUCAUUUGUUUAUCCAAAAAGAGUUCAUGACAUUAGAGCUGGAGCAAAUGUUGGUUCUAGACUUAUAAUUUGGUCUAAAAAUCCGCCACUUUCAGAUGCUCCAGGCACCCAAAAUCAAAGAUUUAUAUAUGUCCACCCAUAUGACACAGAGUACUACGUAUCAGACUUUGAAAGGAAAUGGAGAAAAUACAAAAACCAUUUCUUUUUACCUUUUUAUAAUCAGACUGAUUUGUGUUAUGAGGGAUGUGUAAAUGAUUUUACCGAUGAAGGAUGGGCAGGACAGAAACAAUUCAAAAACAAACCUGAUUUACACCAAAUAAAAACCGUCAAUUGUGAUCAGUAUUCAGUGAAACAAAUGUUUACUCCAAUAUUUGCUUAA
Molecule: messenger RNA, 726 nt
Organism: Entamoeba invadens IP1
Lineage: Eukaryota; Evosea; Mastigamoebida; Endamoebidae
Product: galactose-inhibitable lectin 35 kDa subunit precursor, putative
Exons: 1
Coding region: 1-726 (241 amino acids)
Source: RefSeq, a predicted model, not a curated record